AGGCCUCGCUAGCAAAUGCUAUUUUAAACAUACUUCCUUCGUGAGCAGUGGAUUAACAAGCACCUAUACGAAAAUAACCUUCAAUAACAGACGGCUCGCCGGCGGACAGCUCUUCAGAACAGGCAGCAUUCACCGGGGAUGGACGUCUGGACGCCAUUUCUAAUGUUCAUUUAGCUGCACUGUGUGGAUGGAGCACAGCAACCCAGAGAUACUGAGAGACCCUGGAGAGGCAGGGCUGACAGACCAGGAGAAUUCGGAGGCAUUCUGCCUAGAAAAGGAGCAGACAAGAUGCAGUCCCUGCAUGGUGACCGAGGAUGGAAUCACUAAUGGUUCCUGGUCUCAGAGGUCCCUGACCCGCUCCCUGCAGCGAGCCGAGACCCUGCUCAGAACCUUUAACCCCGGCAUCAAGUGGCUGUUCCAGGGCCGCCAGGAUGAGGAGGACAUGGAGAGACAUUUUGUGGUCGCUCACAAUCUGGUGUCCCGGUCCUCUGCUCGUCUCCUGCGUCUGCACCAAGCUGUGGUGACUGUGGCCCCCCAGUGGCAGUCGGUGGGCAGGGAGCAGACAGGGUCUCCCCGGGUGUGUGUUAAAGGCCUCCCAGCAGACAGUGGGGUGCUCCUCCUGCCCUCCUCCCUCCUCCUGCAGGGACACCACUCAGCUCUGAGGAGGCUCCUGGAGCAGCGGGUCCUGCUGCUCUUCAUUCACGAGUUCACCAGGAGGGCCCGCCUCACAGCAGCUUUCAUCUCCAGAGUGCGCCACCUGCUGGAGGAACAGCUGAAGAACUCACACCUGACACUUAACCAGAGUUCUUCAGUCAGGGGGGGACUCUGCUCGCUGAGUCAGGAGCUGAGGGUCCACCUCAGCCACUGGUCCUGUCUGUUCUCCAGAGUCCAGCAUGACCCCCCCCUGAGAGCGGCUCUGAGCCCGCAGUCCGAGCUGAUGCUGCAGGUCAGAGGCAGUCUGGAGCUGCUGGGGGUGCAGGCGCUGCUUCUGGUGGAGCAGUAUGUGUACGCCCUGCUGUGUGCUGUGGCCCACACUGAGGGGCACUGUGUCCCCAGAGAGCUCCUGCAGGACAUUUUGGCUGGCACGGAGCUGUAUAACCAGGCGGUGGGAGAGCAGAGAGCGCAGCACAGCGCCACCCAGCUGAGGACUGCAGUGUUACAGCAGGCUCAUUACCCCCCCCUGGACUCCAGUCAGCCCAGCAGCAGAGGGCCUCACCCUGCUGCCUUCUCCCUCAAAGAGCUGAUGAGGAUUUUAGCAGUGCAUCAGGCAGAUGUGGCAGCCCAGCAGCUGCACUGCAUGGCCUCUGAACAGACCCGCGAGGCCUUGGCAUGUUGUCAGAACUCAUCCAGUCAGGGGGCCGGGCCCCGCUGCAGGACCCCUGAACUGAGACCUGAGUGGACCUGGGAGCGGCUACAGCAAACCUACCUCACCCCCUCUCCUCUCUUCUCCACCAAUCACCCCCCCCUCCUGCAGUCAUCAUCUCGUCACAGAUGCCAUCAGACUCCUCCUGUUUACAUCCCUGACCUUCAUGUAGACAGAACACUCUCUGAAAACCCCCAUCCUGUUCAAGCCAAGCCCCCCCCUGUCCACCACAGGCCCGGGUGCUUUGACAAAGGCCACACAGACACCCCCCCGACCAGUGUGAAUGCUUUUAGGUUAGCCCAACCACAUGUAGAAAAACAGACCAGCUUAGAAAAACAAUGGCCGACCAUCUCCCUCCCUCCAGCCCCCAUCCAGCCCCCCUCCCUGUCAGGGCUCUGCCAACAGGACCAGUCCUCAGUGGAGCUUCUGUUUCAGGUGCUCCUCUCCUCCAAUGAGCUGCUGGCUCCACUAGUUUCACAUGCAGCUGCACCUGGAGCUGAUCAGCUACUCUCUCACACAGCAGCAGAGGUGUUCUCAGCCAAUGGGAAGGCUCCAGUCAGAAAUACAGCUGAUUCAGCAGAUUGGAAUAUUGUGAGUACAGAACUGAACAAAGACCAACGUGUGGAUGGUCUGCAGGAAUGGGCUGAACUGGAAAUACCCCCCCGGCGAGAAGCUGCUGUCAGGGAUGGAGCCCCAGAGAAGGAGGAGCCUGUGGGUGCAGAGUGUGCCACAGAUGGAGCACGCUGGCCUCAGUCGGUACAGUGGCUGGACGUGGGUCAGUCUGUGUUGUUUGCCGAUGUGUGUGGGCAGUACCGCAGCCUGCUGUGGGCGCUGUGCAGCAAGGCCCUGAGGCUGCAGCUGCAUGUGCCACCUGCAGGGGGCACUGCAGGGAGCAUCAACCUCCAACACACACUCACAGGGUUCCACAUCCUGCACAGCAUGAGGCACGCUUCACACGCAGAUCUGAUCCCUGAGGAGUGCCGGACCAUGCUGCAGGACUUCAGUCUGUAUGUGUUAGUGGUCACUGCACAUGCUCAGUGGGACAAUGUGGUGUGCAGGAGUUUGGGUUCCGCUCUGAAAGAUAAGUGUCUCACGGUCGUGAAUCAGCCGUCAUCUGAGCAUGAUGGAGAUGUGAUGAUGUCAGAGACCAUGAAGCACUUCCUGCUGCUGUCCCCGCCUCUCCUGUCAUCUGUGUGUGGCCUUCACUCAAACAGUAUGGCCUCAGCUUCAGUACGGCUCUCCCCCCCCAGGCUCACUUUGCAGAGUCAGACCGUUAGCUUGCUGUUAGCCACCGUGCAGCUGUCUACAGUGUGGGUCAUGUCCAAGGCUUACCAGUUCCUGUCCUCAUGGAGCCUCAACAAGUUCCUACUCAUCUCACAGGGAGACCUCAAGGUGCUCUCAGAGUCAUUGGAGAUGAUGCUGCGUCAGACUAAAUCCCUGAUGAUACAUUUAGACAGUAACCAAAGUUCCAGUGUCCACCCCCACAGCCAGCUCCUGCUGCGGCGGCGUCUGGGAGCGCUGGACGGAGCGGUGUCCGAGCUGCAGACCUUCUCCUCCCUGCUGCUGCACACCUUCUCCAGUGACUGCAAGAGGAUGUCAGGGGAGAUCUUUGAGCAGACCAUGCCCUCUGCUGGACACUGGAGACCCAGCCUCAGGACAGGUUUUCCCAGCAGCCCCAGUGAGUAUGUGUCUCUGGCAGCUCAGACUGUGAUUGGCCAGGUUUUAGAGGGCGUGGCUCCACUGUCCGAGGAUGCCCGUGUCCAGGCUCUGAGCAUCACAACCACAGCUUUCAUGGAGGCCUGGAUGGAGCACAUCCUGAAACAGAGGAUCAAAUUCAGUGUGCAGGGGGCUCUCCAGCUGAAGCAGGACUUUGAUUCCAUCAGAGAGUUGAUCCAGUCUGACAGAUACGGUCUGUCAGCAGAACUCCACCAGCGCCUGCUCAGCCUCCGGGUGUUCCAGCAGGUGGACUCAGCCGUGAUGUGCCUGCUCCAGCAGCCGCAGGCCAAACCGUACCUGAGGCCCCGAGCCUGGGAGCCGUUCACUCGCUGCUGCCCGGCCAGCAGCAGAGACAGCAUGGACGCAGCAGUCGGGAGCAGUAUCACCAACCUGAGGAGCAUGGAGGGGGAGGAGCUGACUCCGUGUGAUCCUUCAGUGGUGACCUCUGACCUCCCUCCUCUGAACCCCUCCUCCCCUGGAGAGCCCUACCUCGCCCCCAGUGCCGCUCUGGGUGCUGCUCAGAGGGAGUGGCUGGAGCUGAGGAUCCACAGCAGCACCCCCCGCUGGAGGCUGCCGGGACUGCACUGCCUCUGGAAGUCUGAACCCUGACCACACACUCACAUUCACACACACACACACACACACACACACACACACACACACACACACACACACACACACACACACACACACACACACACGGCUCUUUGGAAUCAAAGUCGUAGUUUGAUGUAAUCAGUACAAACAUUUUAUUUUGGUUGUGAAUAUUUUUUGCAAAUAAGAAUGUGAAAACCCCCAUGUAUUAUUUUUAAUAAUGUAAAGAAGAUUUAAUCAUUUCUUUUAAAAUAUAUAAGAUAUUUGUUUUACCACU
Trematomus bernacchii (emerald rockcod) is the source of this 3950-nucleotide messenger RNA. RefSeq names its product coiled-coil domain containing 142 (gene ccdc142). The coding region runs from base 188 to 3688 and encodes 1166 amino acids. Lineage: Eukaryota; Metazoa; Chordata; Actinopteri; Perciformes; Nototheniidae. The record is from RefSeq and is a predicted model, not a curated record. The transcript is spliced from 19 exons.